Messenger RNA from Spinacia oleracea (spinach), 1809 nucleotides. RefSeq names its product benzaldehyde dehydrogenase, mitochondrial. Lineage: Eukaryota; Viridiplantae; Streptophyta; Magnoliopsida; Caryophyllales; Amaranthaceae. The record is from RefSeq and is a predicted model, not a curated record. Gene Ontology annotation, molecular function: oxidoreductase activity, acting on the aldehyde or oxo group of donors, NAD or NADP as acceptor. The transcript is spliced from 11 exons. Bases 95 to 1708 code for a protein of 537 amino acids.
AAAGUUGAUCACUAUCAAGAAUUCAAAAUGUCAUGCUUUGGUGUCUACAACUUCUAGUGUUUUGUGUUUUAUAGCAAAGGCAAAGAAAGUGGCAAUGGCAAGCCAAAAGAUCUCAUCUUUCUUAUCUCGCACAUUGGCUUCUUCCUCCAUCCGUUCUCUGUCUCAACAAGGAAGGACUAGUCACUGCAGAAGGGUGGUGAGCAGAUACAGCACAACUGCUGCAACUGAGGAACCUAUUACUCCACCUGUUAGUGUUAAAUACACUCAACUUCUUAUCAAUGGAGAAUUUGUGGAUUCUGCAUCAGGUAAAAAACUCAAAACAUAUGAUCCUAGGACAGGAAAUGUGAUUGCUGAGGUUGCUGAGGGUGAUGUUGAGGAUAUCAACCGCGCAGUUUCUGCUGCUCGCAAUGCAUUUGAUGAAGGGCCUUGGCCUAAGAUGACUGCUUAUGAAAGGUCAAAAAUUCUGUUCAAAUUUGCUGAUCUACUUGAGCAGCAUACUGAUGAGAUUGCUGCCCUUGAGACUUGGGAUAAUGGAAAACCAUACGAGCAAGCUGCUAAAGUCGAAUUACCAAUGUGUGUUCGUCUAAUGAGAUAUUAUGCUGGAUGGGCUGAUAAGAUACAUGGUCUAACUGUUCCUGCUGACGGACCAUAUCAUCUGCAAACUCUGCAUGAACCAAUAGGUGUAGUAGGCCAGAUUAUCCCAUGGAAUUUCCCAAUUCUCAUGUUUGUGUGGAAGGUUGCACCUGCCUUAGCAUGCGGGAAUACCAUUGUUCUGAAGACUGCAGAACAAACCCCGUUAACUGCACUCUAUGCUGCAAAGCUACUCCAUGAGGCUGGACUUCCUGAUGGUGUAGUAAACGUGGUCUCCGGAUAUGGUCCUACUGCUGGUGGAGCUCUUGCCUCUCACAUGGAUGUGGAUAAGCUGGCUUUUACCGGAUCAACUGUGACAGGGAAACUAGUGCUUGAGAUGGCAGCAAAGAGUAAUCUAAAGCCAGUGACUUUAGAGCUUGGAGGGAAAUCACCAUUUAUUGUUUGCAAGGAUGCUGAUAUAGACAAGGCAGUUGAAUUAGCCCACUUUGCUCUCUUCUUCAACCAGGGACAAUGCUGCUGUGCUGGGUCUCGUACAUAUGUACAUGAAAGCGUACAUGAUGAGUUCGUUGAGAAAGCAACAGCACGUGCUAUGCAGCGUGUUGUUGGUGAUCCUUUCAGGAAGGACAUUGAGCAAGGUCCUCAGAUUGAUUCAGAGCAAUUCGAGAAGGUAAUGCAAUACAUAAGAUCAGGUAUCGAGAGUGGAGCUAAGCUAGAAACAGGAGGAGAAAGGUUGGGGUCAAAGGGUUAUUACAUUCAACCAACUGUUUUCUCUAAUGUCAAUGAAGACAUGUUGAUUGCACAGGAUGAGAUAUUUGGUCCUGUUCAAUCUAUCUUCAAAUUCAAGGAAUUACAAGAGGUGGUGCAACGAGCCAAUAACACUCACUAUGGGUUAGCAGCAGGAGUCUUCACCCAAGACAUAGACACUGCUAAUACAUUAGCUCGAGCCUUGAGAGUUGGGACGGUUUGGGUGAACUGCUACGAUGUUUUCGAUGCAGCCAUUCCAUUCGGAGGGUACAAGAUGAGUGGACAAGGAAGGGAGAAAGGUAUAUACUGUCUCCAGAACUACUUGCAAGUCAAGGCUGUGGUUACUCCUCUGAAGAAUCCUGCAUGGUUAUAAUACAGUAUCAAAUAAAAUACUGUUGUUAAGUGUUCUUAAUUAUCUUCUGUAUUUCUCACCAACUUAGUUGGUUUAUAAUAAAAGAGAUGCCAUUUUGUCUA